This is a messenger RNA of Polyodon spathula (Mississippi paddlefish), 2290 nucleotides long. Its product is annotated as chemokine-like receptor 1. Gene Ontology annotation, cellular component: plasma membrane. The coding region runs from base 112 to 1197 and encodes 361 amino acids. The record is from RefSeq and is a predicted model, not a curated record. Gene Ontology annotation, biological process: phospholipase C-activating G protein-coupled receptor signaling pathway; complement receptor mediated signaling pathway; positive regulation of cytosolic calcium ion concentration. Lineage: Eukaryota; Metazoa; Chordata; Actinopteri; Acipenseriformes; Polyodontidae. The transcript is spliced from 2 exons. Gene Ontology annotation, molecular function: G protein-coupled receptor activity; complement receptor activity.
ACGUCUCCUUUAUCAAAUCAUGUGUGCACAGCAAACAUUGUAACUGGCUUUGGAAGAACAAAAAAAAGUUUGCACGAAAACGUUUCUCUUCACUCAAGGCGGUUGGAUUCAAUGAAAGGUUUGACGUCAGGACAAAAGGAAAGAAUGGAAGAGAUUGACGUCACUCCUUCUCCCUCAAGCUUCUCAUCCUACCUCAAAAGGGGAUCGAACGGAUCUUCUCAAGCAGAGGAAGUGAUGCACAUCGUAGCCGCUGCUGUCUACACCCUCAUCUUCCUGCUGGGCACCACCGGAAAUGGCCUGGUCAUCUGGAUCACUGGUUUCAAGAUGUCCCGAACAGUCAACACCAUCUGGUUUCUCAACCUGGCCAUCGCCGAUUUCAUUUUUGCUGCCCUGCGGCCUUUUGCAGUGGUCAGGGAAGCGAUGAGGUCGCAUUGGCCCUUUGGCUCAACUCUCUGCAAGGUCAACGGCUUUGUUAAGUACCUUAACAUGUACGCCAGCGUCUUCAUCUUGACAACUAUCAGCAUUGACCGCUACGUUUUGGUGGUUCACCCUGUUUGGUCGAGAAACAACCGGUCCACUAGAAAGGCUUCCAUCAUCACGGUAGUUGUGUGGAUCAUUGCCACCUUCUUCAGUGUGCCUUAUAUAUUUCUGAGAGAUGCAGUGAUGGAUUCAAGAGAUCACAACAAGACAAGAUGCGACUUCAGCUUUCUCGAGGGCUCUGAUGAUAAAAGGAGAAUCAAUCUGGCUUUGUAUGUUACUCGCUUCACCUUUGGAUUUCUAGUACCCUUUUUGGUCAUAACCACCUGCUAUGUGAUUAUUUGCUUGAAGAUCAAAGACAGAAACUGGUCCAAUUCAAACCGGCCCUUCAUAAUCAUAGUGGCUACCAUCGUCACCUUCUUUGUGUGCUGGAUGCCCUACCACGUCUUCAACUUUUUGAAGACUACCAACCUCCCGAAGCAGUUUCUCAAAGUUGGCUACAGGAUAUCCACCAGCAUAGCCUACCUUAACAGCUGCCUCAACCCUCUUAUGUACCUUUUUGUGGGCUACAGUUUCAGAAAAAGGGCAGGUGUAUCUCUUCUUUCAGCCCUCAAGAGUGUUUUUGCUGAUGACCCAAACCAGGCAAAAGUGAACUUAAGUUCUGAAAGCGUACGUCUGACGCUGCGUAAAAUGACCGAUACAUUCACUAGUAAAGAAUAACUGUUGACUGUGCUCUGCUGUUGCCAAGCAAGUUGCCCAUCAUUUGAAAGGUCCAGUCCUUCACCCAUGACAAAUCUUCAUUGCUGGCACUGCCUCACGUAGCAGACCAUUGUCAUUUUAAUUAAAACAACAGCCUAAACAUCCAAGUCCUGUACUGUCAACUUUCUAAAUACAUGUUGCUGUUAAACCAGCGUUUAUUUUACUAAGUAUUUAUUCACAAUAGAUUGGGACAUGAGAAAAGGUAAGGAAUCCAGCAUUUGCUAAGGAUAGUUGUGGCAUUUCAUGAAAUGUUGUAAACCUAGAGAUUGGUAGUUUAUUUGACCUCUGCUGCACUUACAUAAAUUGUUUGUGUUCAUUCUGUUUCAUGUUUUUUUUUUUUUUUUAAUGUUUUUUUUAAAAGGUUAACUGGCAUAAAGUCAGUGUAAAGAAGUAGUCGAGCUGGUAGUCUGAAUAAAACAGUCAUUUUGAAGUUGUCACAUGGCCUUGGUAUAGGUCAAACACUCUGCAGCCAGGUCUCUCCUGAUAACUACUUUAUCAGUCAAAUGAAUGAAAAUGAAAAGUCAUGACUCAAACUGAGAACUCUUCAGCUAAACUAGCUGUAAUCUAAUAAAGCCACAAGGAAAUGACGAUUAGCUGUAUGGAUUUCUGGUUGAGUCUACCAAGUUUGAUUUCAUUGCAUAGUUGAUUAAUGAGCAGAGUACUGUACAUCGGUAUAUUAAUAUCAGAUGUUGACAACUUCAGAUGACAUGCACUUGCAUAUUACAUUUUCAAGUUGUAUUUGUGUUUGUCUCCCAAUGUACUGCAUACAAUAUUGUACAGUAAUUGCACGACUGGCAUACUCUGUGAAAAAGAAAUACCUCAUUGCUUUGCUACCCCAUGUGACCACUGAAAUGUGUUGUUAAAUAAAAUUUUACCAAAAAAAAAAAAAAAAAUUCAUUUUGGGGUUCCAUUUAAAUUUAGCUGCAGGACAAAAAUAAAUGUGUGUGCUGAUACUUGUAAACAUAAUUGCCUUUAAUAACUUUAUAGGUUUUAAAUAAAUCUAUUCAUGUGCUGAAUACAAAAUGAGAAAAGCUGUCCUUCCCUCACCUUUACA